Messenger RNA from Penicillium verhagenii, 1059 nucleotides. Its product is annotated as nucleotide-diphospho-sugar transferase. The transcript has a single exon. Lineage: Eukaryota; Fungi; Ascomycota; Eurotiomycetes; Eurotiales; Aspergillaceae. The record is from RefSeq and is a predicted model, not a curated record. Gene Ontology annotation, biological process: protein N-linked glycosylation. Bases 1 to 1059 code for a protein of 352 amino acids. Gene Ontology annotation, molecular function: glycosyltransferase activity.
AUGAUCAGGCUAAAGGGCUUCGCGAUAACUGACUACUCUCGCAAGGGUCUAGUGUCUCUAGGCGGCAUAAUCAUAUUUCUCUGGGUAAUCACGACGAUACAUUUUGGAGGGAUAUCGAGUACCCUUUCAAAGGCACAUCUGGAAUUCAACCAAAAUCCAAAAACUCCAAAGUAUGCCUAUGCAACAAUCAUAACCGGAGAAGGCGACCCGGAGUAUCCCGACGUGGAAGAGCCGUAUCUUUGGGCGACGCGCCUUCUCACCUUCCAGCUCUUGCACAAUCCCCGAACGCGUGGAAACUCAUCAGACAUCCCACUACUGGUACUCGUUACGCCAGAAAUCCCACAGAGUCACCGUGAUAUACUCACAAACGACGGUGCGACUGUCUUACCCGUCGAGAGUCUUCAACGAGAAUGGAUUCAUCCGAAGUGGGGUCGAUGGAGUGAUGUGCUCGCAAAACUGAAUCUUUGGAGGCUCGAAGAGUAUGACAAAAUCGCUUUCCUCGAUGCGGAUUCGGUGGUCUUUCGCCCAAUCGAUGGCAUCUUCAAUCUUUCAUCUACCGACAUUCUUCCAAGCACCAACGGAACAAAUGAGACAGUGAUAGCCAAUCUGCCCCCCGACACCGCCAGAAAAAUGCCCCAUGAGUAUAUGUUGGCUGGAAUUCACGACCUUUGGGUGGAACAAUACAAUGAGCCUCCGCCGGAAGAACUGUUCUACGAAUCAAACAACUACCUAAAUGCUGGAUUCUUCGUCUUGCAUCCUUCCAUAAGUGUUUACGACUAUUACGUCGCGCUCCUAGACACUCCCAAUCAGUUUAGCUCGGCAUACCCCGAACAAAACUUGUUGAACUUUGCCCAUAGAACCGACGGACCUAUGCCUUGGAAAGAGCUGGGCCAUGGAUGGAAUUCGAAAUUUGGCAGAGAGACUGACUAUAACAAUGGCCUGCGGACUAUCCACCAGAAAUGGUGGCGUGCAAGCUACGAACGAUUUUUGGAUGAUCGGGUCACUGAGUCGUUGCAGGAAAUGAGGGACUACAUUGCUGCCAAAAAUGGAACAAUUUGA